Molossus molossus (Pallas's mastiff bat) is the source of this 7143-nucleotide messenger RNA. RefSeq names its product NLR family CARD domain containing 5 (gene NLRC5). Gene Ontology annotation, molecular function: protein binding. Lineage: Eukaryota; Metazoa; Chordata; Mammalia; Chiroptera; Molossidae. The coding region runs from base 595 to 6198 and encodes 1867 amino acids. The transcript is spliced from 49 exons. The record is from RefSeq and is a predicted model, not a curated record. Gene Ontology annotation, biological process: positive regulation of transcription by RNA polymerase II; inflammatory response; positive regulation of MHC class I biosynthetic process.
UCUCAGGAGUCAUCAGGUAGGGACCAGUGGUGCUCACCAGAUUGAUGCAGGUUCAAAUCGGUGCCAGUGCUGAGUCUGAGGCCACUCAGCAAAUGUCCCAGCGUAUACCUGCCACUUGCUGGGUGCUCUCACACCUUUAUGGUGGUUCGAAGUCUCAGGGAGUCAUCAGGGUGAGGCCAGCAGAGUUUAUCAAGCCCGAACAGACCCGGAUUUGUCUGUAUGAAGGGGAAUCCAGCGUGUCCUAGAGCCAGCCACCCAAGGCAGCCUCUCCCGGAGUCUGCCAGGAGCCCUGAUAUCUGCAGGGCGGAGCUGCCAGGAGUCUCCGCCCCUCCGCUCCAGAGCCACACAACUCAGUCUGUCUGGUGGGAUUCUGCCCAGACCUGGACAGGGCAGAGCCACCAAGAAUCCAGAGAGUGGGGCUGCCAGGAGCCAGAGCUGGGGCUAGUGGAUCUCCCUUGAGGGGAGGUGCCUGCCCUAUGGAAACAACCUGCAAAUCCAGCUCAAGGCACAGGACUUGGCCCAGGCACCCAUGAGACUCUCUCCACGGACACCCUAGAACAUCUAUGAUGAACCAGGAGCCAAGGCCAUCUCCUCAUGGACCCCAUUAGUUUCCAGCUGGGCACCAAGAACCAGUGGAGUUGGCUUGUGAGGCUGCUCAGCAAUGACCCAGAAUGGCUGAGUGCCAAGGUGAAGUUCUUCCUCCCUAACAUGGACUUGGGCUCCUGGAACAAGGCCACAGACCCCACACAGAGGGUCGUCCUACAACUCAGGGAACUGCACACCCAGGGUCUGGCCACUUGGCAGGCAUUCAUCCACUGUGUGUGCAUGGAGCUGGAGGUGCCCCUGGAGCUGGAGGUGCUGUUGCUGAGCACGUGGGGCCAUGGAGACGAGUUUUCCAAUCCUUUGAAAACUGGUGAAGGAAGCCAACCUGAACCUCAGCUCCACUGUGGCUUCAAGAGACCUCACCAGAGCUGUGGGUCCCCACCCCAGCUAAAGCAGUCCAGGAAGCAGCAGCUAGCAGAGGUGGCCAAGAGGUACCUACAGCUGCUGAGGACGUCUGCCCAGCAGCGCUAUGGUGGGAAGCUCCCUGGGCCAGGGCAGCCCCUCACCUUCCACCAAGCCUACGUCCCUACAAUCCUGCAGUGGAGCCGGGCCACGGCACCCUUCGACACUCAGGAGGGGGCCGUUAUGGGGAGCCCCAAGGCAGAAGAUGGCACUGAUGUGAGCAUCCAGGACCUCUUCAGCUCCAGGGCUGACAAGGGCCCGAGGGUGAUGGUGCUCCUGGGGAAGGCCGGCAUGGGCAAGACCACGCUGACCCGCUGGCUCUGCCAGAAGUGGGCUGACGGCCAGCUAGACCGCUUCCAGGCCCUGUUCCUUUUUGAAUUCCGCCAGCUCAAUCUGAUUACAGAUGUCCUGACACUGCCCCAGCUCCUUUUUGACCUGUACCUGAGCCCCGAGGCAGGCCCCGAUGCCGUCUUCCGGUACCUGGAGGAGAAUGCCAAUGGAGUCCUGCUCAUCUUCGAUGGGCUAGAGGAGGCUCUUCACCCCUGUUCUGCAGGGGAGACUGUAGGUCCUGAGAUGCCAGGUCCAGCCUUUGCCCUUUUCUCUGGCCUGUGCCGCGGGACCCUCCUGCCCGGCUGCAGGGUCAUGGCCACCUCCCGUCCUGGGAAGCUGCCAGACUGCCUGCCCACAGAGGCAGCCAUGAUCCACAUGUGGGGCUUCGACGGGCCCCGGGUGGAGGAGUACGUGGGCCGCUUCUUCAGCACCCAGCAGUCUCAGGAGGCGGCCCUAGCAGAGCUGCGGGCAAAUAGACAUCUCCGGAGCAUGUGUGUGGUGCCCGCCCUGUGCCGAGUCGCCUGCCUCUGCCUCCACCAUCUGCUCCCGGACAUCUCUCCCGGCCAGUCUGUGGCCCGCCUGCCCACUGUGACUCAAAACUACGUGCAGAUGGUGCUCGCCCUCAGCCCUCAAGGGCACCGGGCUGCCACGUCCCUCAUGGGCCUCGGUGAGGUGGCCCUGAGGAGCCUGGAGACUGGGAAGGUUAUCUUCUCUGCAGGAGACAUUCCUCCAUCCAUGAUGGCCUUUGGGGCUGCCCUUGGCCUGCUGACCUCCUUCUGCAUCUGCAAAGGCCCCGGGCGGCAGGAGACAGGCUACGCCUUCACUCAUCUCAGCCUGCAGGAGUUCUUGGCCGCCCUGCACUUGAUGGCCAGCCCCAAGGUGGACAAAGACACACUUGCCCGCCGUGUCACCCUCAAUUCUCGCUGGGUGCUGCGAACCAAAGCUAGACUGGGUCUAUUCGACCACCUCCCCACAUUCCUGGCGGGUCUGGCAUCCUGCGCCUGCCGUCCCUUCCUCAGCAACCUGACACAGCGGGGUGAGGCAUGGGUGGCCACCAAGCAGGCCACAGUCAUACAGGCAUUGAAGAAGUUGGCCAUCCGCAGGCUCACAGGGCCAAAGGUUAUAGAGCUGUGUCACUGUGUGGGUGAGACCCAAGAGCCUGAGCUGGCCAGCCUCAUGGCCCGAAGCCUCCCCUACCAACUGUGCUUUCAUAAUUUCCCACUGACAUAUGCUGACCUGGCUGCCCUGACCAACAUCGUGGGUCACAGGGAUGGCCCCAUCCACCUGGAUUUCGAGGGCUGUCCUCUGGAGCCCUGCUGUCCUGAGGCCCUGGAAGGUUGUGGGCAGGUGGAGAAUCUCAGCUUUAAGAGCAGGAGGUGUGGGGAUGCCUUUGCAGAAGCCCUCUCCAGGAGCUUGCCGACAAUGGGGAGCCUGAGGAAGCUGGGGUUAGCAGGAAGUAAGAUUACUGCCCGAGGCAUCCACCACCUGGUGCAGGCUUUGCCCCUCUGUCCACACCUGGAAGAGGUCAGCUUUCAGGACAACCAGCUCAAGGACCAGGAGGUGCGGAACAUCGUGGAGGUCCUCCCUUGUCUGCCACGGCUCCGGAAGCUUGACCUGAGCCACAACGAUGUCUCCAUGUCAACCCUGCUCUACCUGACCAAGGUGGCAGUCACAUGCCCGACUAUCAGGAUGUUGCAAGUCAGGAAGGCGGACCUCAUCAUCCUUCUCUCUCCGCCUGCAGAGACAGCUGCAGAGCUACGUGGAGCCCCAGACGUUCAGGGAAACGCCAGCCAGCGGAAGGAGGCUCCGAGCAGAAGCCUGGUGCUCAGGCUGCAGAAGUGUCAGCUAACCAGCUGUCACGUGGAGAUGCUCAUAGCCCAGCUCCGGGAAGGCCGUCACCUAGACGAAGUAGACCUCUCAGGGAACCAGCUGGAGAAUGAAGGCUGUCGACUGAUGGCAGAGGCUGCCUCCCAGCUGCACAUCACCAGGAAGCUGGACCUCAGUGACAACGGGCUCUCCGUGGCCGGGGUGCACUGCGUGCUGAGAGCGGCCAGCGCCGGCCGGGACCUGGCGGACCUGCACAUCAGCCUCUUGCACAAAACUGUGGUCCUGACGUUUGCCCCAGAGCUGGAGGAGCAGAAGGGAAUCCAGGAGAGGGCUGUGCCCCCUGACAGCCUUAUGCUCCAGGUGCCCUGUGAGCUGCCCCAGUUCUCCCCACGGAUCAGGCUGACGCACUGUGGUUUGCAAGCUGAGCACCUAGAGCAGCUCUGCACGGCACUGGGAGGAAGCUUCAGCCUCAGCCACCUCGAUUUAUCAGGCAAUGCUCUUGGGGACAAAGGUGCAGCCCAGCUGGCUCAGUGGCUCCCAGGGCUGGGCACUCUGCAGUCCUUGAACCUCAGUGAGAACGGCUUGUCCCUGGACACUGUGUUCAGUCUGGCCCAGUGUUUCUCCACUGUGCAGUGGGUCCUCCACCUGGACAUCAGCUUCGAGAGCCAAUGUGUCAUCCUGAGAGGUGACAGAAGAGCCAGGGGCCUGUCGGCAGCUGGCUCUUUGCCAGAGUUCCCAGCAGGAGCCCAGAUCUCUGGGUUUGACCAGCGCUGUGUCCCCAGGAGCUUCUGCCUCAAGGAGUGUCGGCCAGAGCCCCUGAGCCUCGUCCACCUCUGUGAGACUCUGAAGAAGUGCCCAGGGCCCCUGGAGGUCAAAUUGUCCUGCAUGGUGCUGAGCGAACAGAGCCUGGACACCCUGCUGGGGCACCUGCCCUGGCUCCCCCAGCUAAGCCUCCUGCAGCUAAGCCAGACGCCACUGUCCGCGAGGAGCCCGCUCCUGCUGGCUCACCUCUUCAGCCUGUGCCCACGAGUUCAGAAGGUGGAUCUCAGGUCCUUGCAUGAUGUCACCCUGCACUUCCAGGCUAGCAAGGAGCAGAAAGGCGGGCGCUGUGGCAGGCUCACAGGCUGCGGCCUCAGCGAGAAGCAUGUGGAGCCACUGUGCGAGUUGCUGAGGAAGUGUGAAGACAUCCGCCAGCUGGACCUCUCAGCCAACCAGCUGGGUGAUGAAGGGCUCAGGCGCCUCCUGAAACAUCUGCCUCAGCUGCCCAUCUCCGGUUCUCUUAAUCUGAGUGACAACAGCAUCUCUCAGGAAGGCGUCCUAUGCCUGAUGGGAACUCUCUCUUCCUGCCCACGUGUCCGGGAGGCCUCUGUGAACCUGGGCUCUGAGCAAAGCUUCUGGAUUCACUUCUCGAGACAGGAGGAGGCUGGGAAGACAUUGAGGCUGGGAAAGUGCAGCUUCGGGCCGGAGCACAUGACCAGACUGGCCGCUGGCCUGAGCCGGGCCUGGCGACUGACGGAGCUCACGCUGAGCCAGUGCUGCCUGGGCCUGAAAGACCUGCCCGUUCUCCUGAGUCUGGUGAGGUGGCCAGUGGGACUGCUCCGUCUCAGGGUGGAGGAGCCGUGGAUGAGCAGAGCUGGGCUGUUCACCCUGCUACAAGUCUGCGCCCAGGCCUCAGGCAGCGUCACCGAAAUGAACAUCUCCGAGAGCCAGCUCUGCGUGCAGCUGAAAUUUCCCCGUCAGGAGAGCGCGGAGGCCGUGGUCCUCAGGUUGGCUCACUGUGACCUUGAGACCCACCACAGUCCUCUUGUCAGGCAGCUGAUGCAGACAUGCACCUGGCUGCGGCAGCUCAGCUUGUCCCAGGUGAACCUCUGCCAGAGCAGUUCCCUGCUGCUGCGAAGCUUCCUGCCAUCCCUCGGCACACUGAAGACAUUCAGGCUGGCCUCCAGCUGUGUGAGCUCUGAGGGCCUGGCCCACCUGGCAUCUGGUCUGAGCCACUGUCACCACCUGGACGAGCUGGACUUUUCUAACAAUGAGCUUGGUGAGGAGGGCUCCAGGGUGCUGAUGGGGGUCCUUGAAGGCAAGUUCUGGCUGAAGAGGCUUGACCUCAGCCACUUCCCCCUGGGCGACCCCACCCUGGCUGUUCUCACUCAAAGACUGAGCCACAUGACCCUCCUGCAGAGCCUCUGCCUGAGUAGGAACAACAUUGGUGACAGUGGCUGCUAUCACCUUUCCAAGACUCUCAACGCUGCCACCAACUUGGAGGAGCUGAGCUUGAGCCACAACCAGAUUGGAGACACGGGUGCCCAGCACUUAGCUGCCGUCCUGCCCAGGCUGCCUGUGCUCCGGAAGAUAGACCUCUCAGCGAAUGGCAUCAGCACAGCAGGGGGAGUAUGGCUGGCAGAGUCCCUCGCCCUUUGCAAGAACCUGGAGGAGCUGAUGCUUGGCUGCAAUGCCCUGGGGGACCCCACAGCUCUGGAGCUGGCCCGGGGGCUGCCUCCGUACCUGAGAGUCUUGCACCUGCGGUUCAACCAUCUGGGCCCAGAGGGGGUGCUGAGACUGGGCCAGGCCCUGGACGGAUGCCCACAUUUGGAAGAGAUCAGCUUGGCAGAGAACAGCUUGGCUGGACAGGUCCCCCGGUUCUGUCAGGGGCUCCCGCUUCUCAGGCACAUAGACCUGGCUUCCUGUGAGAUUGACAACCAGGCUGCCAAGCCCCUCGUUGCCAGCUUCGUGCUCUGCCCCGCCCUGGAAGACAUCCUGCUGUCCUGGAAUCUGCUUGGGGACGAGGCGGCUGCUGAACUGGCCCAGGUCCUGCCUCGGAUGGACCGGCUGAAGAGAGUGGACCUGGAGAAGAAUCGGAUUACGGCUUACGGAGCCUGGCUCCUGGCUGAAGGGCUGGCGCAGGGGCCUGGCAUCCAAGUCAUCCGCCUCUGGAAUAACCACAUUGCCCCCGACGUGGCCCAGCGUCUGCAGAGCCAGGAGCCCCGGCUGGACUUUGCUUUCUUCCCCAACCAGCCACAGGCCCCUUGGGGUACUUGAUGGCCACCUCAAGACCCUUUGGAUCCAGCCAAAUGAUGCCAGCUCCCACCGGCCAAGAUAGAGGGCUCAAGGAGGGCCUCAGUGGGGCGCCCCUGCAACUGCCCCAGGAAGGAGGGACACAUUUGUCCUGCUACAGUCUUCAGGGAGGACUUUUUUGGGAACUAGGAGCCUAGUAUGGCCAAUAGACUACCGUGUAUCACAUGAGACAUGCAUGUCUAGAAGGGACAUGUGGUCCAAUUGCGGGUGUCAUGAUGUAUGCAUGACACAGAAGGUCACAUGUGGCAGAGUUCCACGUGACAUUCCAUGGGUCUUGCAGUGUGGCCUGUGGGUCAGUGUCAUGGGUCCUAGCACCAUGCAUGGCAGGACAUAUGAUUGGUGGUUCACAUAAGACAUGUGACAAAUGUUCAUGUCAUAUAACACGUGGCUGGCCAGAUGCCCUCAGGCUGGUCCAAGAUCUAAUUUAUUACUUUAAAAAAACAGGUAUGUAUUUAUAGAUUGCAUUUCCAGAGCAGCUAAGCCAGAGAAUGUCUUCCGUUCAGAACUGGGUGGGGAGAGUAUCUAAACACUGAACGGCCCAGUGGCCUGAGGGCCAGGCCCCUGGACCAAGCCGAGGACUUAGCCAUGAGUCUUCUGGAUGAGUCCCUCCUGCCUCAAGCCUCAUUUGCCCAUCAAUAAACUGGUGACCCCUCCCCUUAAAUGCUACCCUACAGCACUAUGGUCCCCAGUCCAUGGAGAGCCAGCUUGACUUGUAGGAUGGAGCCCAGUCUGUCCUGUGUAAGGGACAAAACCAGGUCUAAGGAUGCAAGGAGUGGGCACUUCUAAGAUAGUCAGGCAAGGCCCGGCCGGGUGGCUCACUGGUUGAGCAUCAACCCGUGCACCAAGAGAUCGCCAGUUCGAUUCCUGGUUGGGGCACAUGCCCAGGUUGUGGGCCUGAUUCCCAGUGGG